Molecule: messenger RNA, 1572 nt
Organism: Pundamilia nyererei
Lineage: Eukaryota; Metazoa; Chordata; Actinopteri; Cichliformes; Cichlidae
Gene: grb2b
Product: growth factor receptor-bound protein 2b
Exons: 6
Coding region: 363-1016 (217 amino acids)
Molecular function (GO): protein binding
Source: RefSeq, a predicted model, not a curated record
AUGAGCGUCAUAAACCUUAUGCUAGUGGCUAGUUUUUUAGGCUUCUAGGACGGGUGUAAGCGACACCACACGUACCUUGCUGGUUGCCUCUAGAGGAAGCAGGGAGUGGAUAAUUACACGACAGAGUUUUGCUGGGUUUUUUUAUACAGUGACACUAUCGAAACGGAAUAUCUAUAGUGGUACCUUUCUGCCACCUUUAUGUGAGGUCUCAAACCUAAGGGAACGGGUCAUUGACUGGAGGAGAGAAGCAGAGAAAGUAUUUGAUCACAGAAGCCUGGAUACAUUUUUUAGUUUUUUUUUUUUUUCUCUUCAGUCACUGAAACGGCUGCAGAUAAGCAGUUUUACAGCACGCUAUAAGGACCAUGGAGGCCAUUGCCAAAUACGAUUUCAAAGCUACUGCUGAUGAUGAGCUUAGUUUCAAACGUGGAGAUGUCCUCAAGGUAUUAAAUGAAGAGUGUGAUCAAAACUGGUACAAGGCAGAGCAGGAUGGAAGAGAAGGCUUCAUCCCCAAGAAUUACAUACAGAUGAAACCCCAUCCGUGGUUCUUUGGGAAGAUUCCCCGUGCCAAAGCAGAGGAGAUGCUAAACAAACAGAGGCACGAUGGCGCUUUCCUCAUCAGAGAGAGCGAGAGUGCACCGGGGGAUUUCUCUCUGUCUGUGAAGUUUGGAAAUGAUGUCCAGCACUUCAAGGUUCUUCGUGACGGAGCUGGGAAGUAUUUCCUAUGGGUGGUGAAGUUUAACUCCCUCAAUGACUUGGUGGAAUACCACCGCUUGAACUCAGUCUCCCGCAAUCAGCAGAUCUUUCUUCGAGAUAUAGAGCAGGUCCCCCAGAAUCCCACAUAUGUGCAGGCGCUCUUCGACUUUGACCCCCAGGAGGAAGGCGAGUUGGGUUUCCGACGCGGCGACUUCAUUCAAGUCCUGGACAACUCUGAUCCCAACUGGUGGAAAGGAGGCUGCCACGGCCAAACGGGCAUGUUCCCUCGCAACUACGUCACGCCUGUCAGUCAGAACAUGUAAACAGUCAGACCAUGUAAACAACAACCACCACCACAACAGCAACCAUCACCACCACCACCACCACCAUCAUCAUCGUUUUUGAUCUCAUCUGAACCCCACCCUUCCCAAACCCAACCCCCUUCCCACCUCUCUCUCGGCCAUCCCACGAUAACGGGAGCAAAGAGAACGCAAACAACUGAAAGACAGAGAAUAAAAAUGACAGGAGCAACGCUGUCGUGGGCGACGCUGUGUGGGUGACAGCUGAGCAAAAAAAUCAACUUUUAUAUGUGCUGAGAAUGUUCACAGUGAACGCCUCAGCGAGGACCGAACUGUCUUUGAGGGAAAUCUAGAUGCAGCAUACAUUAGCGUCCUGCUUCAACCGUGAAGAUAACCAAAUGAUUCAACCGCUCCCACAGCUGCUUCUGUCUCCUCCUUAACUUCCUAACAGUCUGCCUUUCUUUUGUUCUGCUUUCUUUGCCACUUUUUGUUUUAAUCAACUGAACGAAGAGCCUACUGAUGAAUCCUAACUCUGUUUUAAAGAAAAGAAAAUACAUAAAAAUAUAUUAAAAAAAAAAAA